Ilex paraguariensis (yerba mate) is the source of this 1002-nucleotide messenger RNA. NCBI's taxonomy places the organism in Eukaryota, Viridiplantae, Streptophyta, Magnoliopsida, Aquifoliales, Aquifoliaceae. The record is from the annotation of a GenBank genome assembly.
AUGGAGAGUUUGAUCAAACAAACAAGGGUGAGAUUUUCGGGGGCAGGACGAGAUAGCAAGGAAGAGAGCAACAGAACCAAAGAAUCCUUUGAAGGAGAUAAAAAGUCACAUAAGUGGUUCCAGAGGCAGUUAUCUAGGCGAAUGAGUCACGAUUAUGACUCUGGUGAUAGUGAAAUUGCAACAGCAAUUGGAGCAGCUGCUUUUGCCAUACAUGCACUGGAAGAAGCCAGGUUACAGCAUCAGAGAAAUGUGAGAGAGGGCUUUGACACCUCCAUGAGCAGGGCGAAGACAAGANUUGGUGAUAGUGAAAUUGCAACUGCAAUUGGAGCAGCUGCUUUUGCCAUACAUGCACUGGAAGAAGCCAGGUUACAUCAUCAGAGAAAUGUGAGAGAGGGCUUUGACACCUCCAUGAGCAGGGCGAAGACAAGAAAAGAAGAGCAGUCUAGGCCACCAGAUGCUGGGAGAGUAUCCAGGCGAUUGUCUGGCAAAGAAACUAGAGAACCAGUCGAAACCUCCACAAGAAAGCUGCCUGCACCUCUUCUGAGAGGUCCAACAAGGUCCAAAAGCAUAGAAACCAAAGCAGAUGCUUGGAAGGAAGCUAAGAUGGCAAAGAUUCAAACAAGAUACGAGAAAAUGAAUUCAGGAAUGCGUGCGUGGGAAAAUGAGAAAAAAAAGAUAGCACAAUAUGAAAUGGAAAGGAAAAAGAGUGAACUGGAGCAGAGAGGGGCUAAGAACUCGAAACAUUACCAAAAUAAGCUAGCAAGGAUUGUUCGUAUUGCUGAAGAAGCAAGAGCACAAGUUGAAGAGAGAAGAAAGCAGGAAGAAUCUGAGGUGAAAGAGCGAGCAAAAAGCAUUCGAUCAACUGGAAAGUUUCCCCAUAGUUGUUUCUGCUGCUGAAUCUCACAAAAAACUACAAAACUCUUUGAAAGCCAAAUAACACCUGAAGUUGUCAAACCUUCCCUACAAGAACCUAAAUAAUUGGGGAAAGAAAAUUGUAUCAUG